Tachysurus vachellii is the source of this 4404-nucleotide messenger RNA. RefSeq names its product adhesion G protein-coupled receptor F5-like. Lineage: Eukaryota; Metazoa; Chordata; Actinopteri; Siluriformes; Bagridae. Gene Ontology annotation, biological process: G protein-coupled receptor signaling pathway; cell surface receptor signaling pathway. The record is from RefSeq and is a predicted model, not a curated record. The transcript has 19 exons. The coding region runs from base 48 to 3413 and encodes 1121 amino acids. Gene Ontology annotation, cellular component: membrane. Gene Ontology annotation, molecular function: G protein-coupled receptor activity.
AUACAUCAAAGUCAUACUAGCUGAAGACCAAAAUCUGCCUUAGCAUUAUGGGUAAGAAAGGGAAAAUAUCAAAAUAUGAUUUACCAGGAUUUGUUGCCAUCCUGCUGUUUCAUAUGCAAGUGAUGCACUCACAAGUGCUAAAUGAAAUUUCUGAGUUUAGUUACCCAGAGGAACAAAUGCCUCUCUUAAGGAAAACACGAGACGUGAACACAGGCAUAGUAGAAUACAUUGUGGUCGUUGAGGUGAAUGUGACAGAAGUGAUUUUAUUUGACCAAAUCAAUUCAUCAGCGAAUUCCAUCACUCCUUUACAAAUAGACAACAUCACAAAUAUCAACAGUUUGGACAUUACAGCAGUGUGCCAGCCACUAUUGAAUGAAUCUCAAUACCAGUGCACGUGUGAGGAUCAGUAUGUUUGGUCCUACAAUAACUGUAUUACAUAUAACGCCUGUGAUAACCUAAAUGAAGGAACGUGUACCUGUAUCAGUGCCAUUCCCAGUGAUGGACAGGUCUGUGUGCCAAAAACUGACAGCACAACUCCUGUAACAACACCCAGCACAACUCCUGUAACAACAGACAACACAACUACUGUAACAACAGACAGCACAACUACUGUAACAUCACCCAGUCCCCGCGUACUAAGCCUCUCAUUGAAACUAAAUCAUAAAUUUGACUCUGACCUCAACAAUAAAGAUAGUCCAAUAUAUCAAACAUAUAAAAAUAAAAUUCAGAGUUCAAUUGAAGAAAGCUACAAAAAUGUACCUGGCUAUCAGCUCAACUCUGCAACAGUGACUGGUUUCAGACCUGGCAGUGUGAUUGCAGACUUCAUUAUUACCUCAACAACUAACAAUGUUGAUUUGGCUUCAGCAAACAAACAGCUUACUACUAAUCUCAUUAAUAGUGGAUUCAGUGUUUCUAGUGAUUUUCUCAGUCAAAGUGUUGAAGGAAAUCUAACUAACAUCAGCGGAAACAUAUAUCCUGGGACAGAUCUAAAACUGACAUGUAAUCCUCCAGAGACAAAUGUUAUAAACUGGAACCUGAAUGGGAUUCAGUUAAAGCAGUCAGACAAGUAUGUGAUUAAUAAUAUUGAACUCACUGUGAAGAAUGCCGGUCCCACUGACAGUGGUCAAUAUUCAUGCAUAACAACAGUAAACUCUCUGCCCUAUAUAAUCUGGCAAAGCAUUACGAUUCAACCAUACCCCAAUAUCCAAGUAACCAGUAAUAAAACUGUACAAUGUGAGGAUACAACAGUCUCACUGCAGUGUUGUGUUCUGGGUGUAUAUAAGGUGCAAUGGGCUGACACUACAACCUGCUCAAGUUCAACAGGAGUCUGCAUCACAUGUGACUAUACAAUUAACCCACAGGAUUGUCAGAAUGGUGUGCAAACAAAACAGUUCAAAUGCCAACUAACACAACCUAUCACUGAUAGUAGUUACAACUCAAAGAACAUUGAUGUACAAAUAAAAAACCAAAGAUUUGACUGUUCUGAUAAUGUAUUUGGAGCUGGAAAUGAGGGAGCAAAACAAACUGCUAUCUGUGAUGUAAACAUGGUUGGCUAUAAAGAAGCUCAGUGUAUUUCAAAAACAUGGACCAUUAAAGAAGACAACUGUGUUCCGCUUGCAAUUCAAAAUUUAAAAUAUGAAGCUGAGACUUUACAGAUAGCAGCUAUCCCGCAGUUUAUGGCCAGCCUCAGUAGUAAUGCUACAUCACAGGCUCAAAACAUCACAGGCUCUGCAGCAACCAUAACAACAAUUGUAGACAUACUAACCAUCGUUUCAGGUCUCUCACAAACAACUUUUGUCAGUCAAACUAUUAUGACGGAUUUCAUAAAAACAGCAGAGGUCAUUGGAACAGAUAGUACAUCAGGCACUUGGGCGAAUUUAAACAAUAAAAGUACAACAAGUAGCACCAGUAAUAAACUUCUGAAUGCUACUGAGAACAUUGCACGCAGACUCCCAGAUGGCAACAUCUCAAUAAAAACAAAGUUUACUUCUCUUGAAAAAAAAUCCAUUACUGCCCCCUUUAAUGAAACAUUUGGAAAAAAUCUCACUACGCAUAUAUACAUUCCUGUGACUAAGGCCAAUACGUUCCUCACCGUCAUAAUCUCUUCGGCCUUUAACAACAUCUUACCUGUUCGAAAUCUGACCAACAAUAACAGCAGUCAGACUGACACCAAGAUCAAUGGAGACGUAGCUGUGAUUGAGACAAACUCACUAAUUAACAACAUCUCUCUCUCUUUCGAUGUCAUAAAUACUACAUUGGGAAAACCUCAGUGUGUCUUCUGGAACUUUAAUCUUCUGAAUGGUGUUGGUGGAUGGGACUCAACUGGAUGUCAGUUAAAGCAUUUAGGGAAUGAAAACAAAAGAUACACAUGUGAGUGCAAUCACACAACCUCUUUUUCAAUCCUGAUGUCACCAUUUACGCUGGAUAAAGUCCAAGCCAUAAUCUUAGACUAUAUAACCUACAUUGGUGUUGGCAUUUCAAUGGGCAGCUUGCUUUUGUGCCUCAUUAUUGAAAUCAUCAUAUGGAAAUCAGUGACACGAAAUGACACAUCCUACAUGCGCCAUGUCGCCAUAGUCAACGUCGCUGUCUCCCUCCUGAUUGCGAACAUUUGCUUCAUCAUUGGAGCAGCUGUUGUUAAACAAGAGGGUCCCUGCAGUACAGCGACGUUCUUCAUGCACUUCUUUUAUCUCGCCCUUUUCUUCUGGAUGUUUCUGUCAGCACUUUUGCUCCUCUACCGCACCCUCAUGGUCUUUUCCAGAAUGACCAGAGGCGCAAUGAUAGCCAUAGGUUUCACUGUCGGCUAUGGAGCCCCGUUAAUUAUAGCUGUCGUUACUGUGGCAUCUACAGCUGGAGGCAAAGGAUACAUUCAACAAGGUUACAAUUGUUGGCUGAACUGGGAUAAAACAAAGGCUCUCCUGGCAUUUGUGAUUCCUGCUCUGACGAUUGUAGCUAUAAACCUCCUGGUGCUUAUUGUGGUUCUGUGUAAGAUGUUGAGGAGAGGAGUUAAUGCUUCUGUUCAGCCAGAUGAGAAACAUCCCCUAGUGGUCAUUGCUAGAUGUGUGGCGAUUUUAACACCUCUCUUUGGUCUAACGUGGGGAUUCGGCAUCGGGACCUUGGUGUCACCGAACUUUGGGAUUCAUGUGGUGUUCGCAUUCUUUAAUUCACUGCAGGGUUUCUUUAUUUUGCUUUUUGGAAUAUUACUGGACAGUAAGGUCCGAGAAGCAUUGGCAGGAAAGUUUUCACUGAGGAACUUAAGUUCUGGUCGCACCAGGAGUACGAGUGCAGGACCAACGUCCUCAAGUGGACUUCCUUUCAUGCAGAGGUUACGGCAAAGAAAUGUGUACAAUGUACAAGCAAACAGCGGCACUACGGCUUCAACUUCAAACAACUCAUAUGCACCUAUCAACACUUAAGGCAGUAAACCCCUAUUACAAGAGCCUGUUUAACUGCUAUCAUACAGUACAUGCAUGUUUUAACAAAGUAAAUUAUGAAAUAAUUACUGAAUAAGAGUAAUGAAUAAGGAAUGAAUUAAUCAAAUGAUCUAUAUAAUUUAUUACUAAAUGUUCUAAUUGUGGGGCACGGUGGCUUAGUGGUUAGCACGUUCGCCUCACACCUCCAGGGUUGGGGUUCGAUUCCCGCCUCCACCUUGUGUGUGUGGAGUUUGCAUGUUCUCCCUGUGCCUCGGGGGUUUCCUCCGGGUACUCCGGUUUCCUCCCCCGGUCCAAAGACAUGCAUGGUAGGUUGAUUGGCAUCUCUGGAAAAUUGUCCCUAGUGUGUGAUUGCAUGAGUGAAUGAGAGUGUGUGUGUGUGCCCUGCGAUGGGUUGGCACUCCGUCCAGGGUGUAUCCUGCCUUGAUGCCCGAUGACGCCUGAGAUAGGCACAGGCUCCCCGUGACCCGAGGUAGUUCGGAUAAGCGGUAGAAGAUGAAUGAAUGAAUGAAUGUUCUAAUUGUUUUUCUAUUUUGUCAAAUUAAUUCAUAAUUUUAUUAAAUAUUGCUGUCAUUGGCUAAAGCACAACAAUAAUAAAAAAAAACAACAACAACAACACAGUACUACUAACAAUGAAUAAAUAACUCUCUUCUUAAUUAUCUUCAAUAUUUAAUAUUGUACUCAUACACUGUCAGGACUCUGCCCGGACUUUGGCCAUGUGCCUUUUUGUUUAUGUUCGGUGUUCACGUGUCUGCCCCGCCCUUGUCUUUUCCUCCCCGCCUCUGCACACCUGGCCCUCAUGUGUCAUGAUUAUUUGUAUUAUUUAAUUGAGCCGCGUUGCCUUGUGCAGCGUGGAAUCCUGUUGUCUUUUGCUGUUGUCCUUGUCUGUUGUUGUCUACGUCCUGUUUCGUGGUUUUUUUAAGUUAAUAAAUCCUGUUUUUUGUUAAGCUGUCCUGCAUUUGGGUCUGUUUUUAUC